Messenger RNA from Aedes aegypti (yellow fever mosquito), 1749 nucleotides. Its product is annotated as probable cytochrome P450 28a5. Lineage: Eukaryota; Metazoa; Arthropoda; Insecta; Diptera; Culicidae. Bases 130 to 1629 code for a protein of 499 amino acids. The transcript has 3 exons. The record is from RefSeq and is a predicted model, not a curated record. Gene Ontology annotation, molecular function: iron ion binding; monooxygenase activity; heme binding.
GGUUCUCUACAAUUCAGAAUUUAUUUAGAUUGUGUUUGAGUCUACUCAUACGCUCGCUCAUUUCGCAUCAGUUAACGUUUGUUGGUUUAGCAAAGAGGUGGUGCUCGCACCUCGCACAAAGUUUAAAAAAUGUUUAUAACGAUCACCUUAAUCGUGUCGGCAGUGACAGCUAUUUAUCUGUACCUAACAUGGCAUUUUAACUAUUGGAAGAAACUCAACGUGCCCGGUCCUAGCCCAUUACCUGGUUUGGGCAAUUUCCCUUCGUUUAUUACACAAAAACGACCCGUUGCAGAGGAGAUGGAUGAGAUUUACAGAGAAUAUAAACCAAAGUACAACUUUGCCGGAGUGUUCAGCAAUCGAUCGCCGAGAAUCAUGAUCACAUCAGCGGAACUGGCCAAAGACAUUUUGGUGAAAAAUUUCAAAAACUUCCACGACAACGAAUUUGGCGAGUUGACAAACAAAGAGAUCGAUCCACUAUUGGGUCGUAAUCCGUUCUUGUUGGAUGGCAGCGAGUGGAAAGCAAAGCGCGCCGAAGUAACACCUGCGUUCACCACUUCUCGAAUGAAGGCGUUAUUCCCGUUGGUUGAGGAUGUAUGUUCCAGAAUGACAAAAUACUUGAUUAAAAACCGUGGAAGUGUAAUUGAUGCUAAAGAGCUGUCUGCUAAGUUCACUACUGAUGUUGUUUCCAGCUGCAUCUUUGCAUGUGACGCUCAAUCAUUCACCAGUGAGAAACCAGAAAUCCGCGAGCAAGGACGAAAGCUCAUCGAGCAAACCUUUUCUUCGUUUAUGCUUCUGUUGUUCAUCGUAAAUUUUCCAACCUUGGCCAAAAUUUUCCAUGUCGGUUUUAUUCCAAAAUCAAUGGAAAAGUUUUUCACUAAUUUGAUGAAAGAUGCUGUACGCUAUCGUGAUGCAAGCGAAACGAACAGAGCUGAUUAUCUCGAUUAUCUAAUUACUUUGAAGAAAAAGAAGGAACUGUCUGAGCUUGACAUGGCUGCUCACGGAGUGACAUUCUUUAUCGAUGGAUUCGAAACAUCUAGCGUGGCUAUUUCGUUCAUGUUGUAUGAAAUUGCAAAAAAUCCUACAGUUCAGAAACGGUUAAGACAAGAACUUAAAAAAGUCACUACUGACAAUGGAACAGUUUCAUAUGACUCUCUCCUCGAACUUUCUUAUCUGGAUCAAGUUGUGAACGAAAGUCUACGUUUGUGGCCACCAGCAGCAUUCAUGUCGAAGAAGUGCACAGAACCGAUGGAACUGCCUCUUACAGCAAAUCGAAGUGUUACCAUUGGAAAAGAAGUUUGCGCCAUAAUUAACAUCUGGUCGCUUCAUCGUGAUCCGGAGUACUUUGACGAUCCACUGACUUUCAAUCCGGAUCGAUUCAGUCCAGAAACGGGUGGCACUAGCCCUUACAGAGAGAAGGGUUGCUUUGUCCCAUUUGGUGAAGGACCUCGGCAAUGUCUGGGAAUGCGAUUUGCUCGUAUGCAGGUCAAACGUUGUCUGUACGAAGCGGUGACAAACUUUGCGAUCACGGUUAACCCCAAAACGAUGGAACCUAUGAGGUUGGACCCUAAGCAAGUUCUGACUAUGCCAUUAGGUGGCAUUUGGUUGAAUUUUGAGCCUAUUUCCAAGUGAAAUUGUUUUAAUUAGGAUUUCUAUCGAUUGCUCGAAGUUAAGUGUGAUUGAACAGUUUGCUCUCUGUCAAGAUUGUUACAGUUAUUUCAGUGAAUAAAAAUUUUAUUGACCAAAACAAAA